AACCCAAGAUGACGCUAAAGUUCGUAAUCCCAGAACCCAAGGCGCGGGUCCUGUUCAUGCCCACGGAAUUCUUCGACACCCUGAAGGGCAUGUUCAGGAGCUCCAAAAAUCGAAUCGUUAUCAGCUGCCUAUACAUAGGCAUAGGCGAGCUGGAGAAAGAGUUAAUAGUAAGCAUCAAAAAUAAUAAGCACAUCAAAAAUCUAAGAGUAGAUAUUUUGUUGGACAAACAAAGAGGUACAAGACCAGAAGGAAAGCUGAACGAAUCCUCCGUGAGUGUACUCUCUGACCUAUUCAGCUAUGCAGGUGAUCUAAAUAUUAGCUUGUUCCACAAUCCCCUACUAGGAGCAGUGUUGUAUAAUCUCAUACCCUACAGAGCCAAUGAAGCCAUUGGAGUCAUGCAUAUGAAGGUGUUUAUCGGAGAUGAUCGUUUGAUUUUGUCCGGGGCCAACUUAAGUGAUAGCUACCUUCGAAACAGACAGGACAGAUAUAUUUUGAUUGAAAAUAAAUUAUUAGCUGACUCAGUUCAUAAAAUUGUGAAUUGCAUCCAGAAUAUGUCGUUCAGCGUGAAUGCCGAUUCGAGUGUCCACUGGGGAAGUGACUUGAUGAACCCUCUCGUCGACGCUCAUACCUUCCGUGAGCAGUACUACAGGCGGAUACAGUUCGUGUUGGGUCAGAUCAGGGAGGACAUUUUGCGGCAUACCCAGGAGAGGGUGCAAAGCCAGAUGUCGGAAGCAGACUCAGGUGGAUGUCACGUACCCGGAAGCCAUCCCUCCACGAGCGAUCGAGAAGACUUCUUCAGCCCCCUGUUCGUCAAGAACGAAAGCAUUCUGACCGUGGAACUGGCGCUGCAGAGCGGUUUCUCCUCACCCCCUAUAUACGACGAAAGCUGCAUGCUGGAAAACAUGCUCAAGAAUGUAAAAAAAUAUGAUCAGAGUUUAAUCAUAUCAUCAGGGUAUUUGAACUUCCCAGAAAUUUUUUUAAAAUUGUUUAGAAAUAUAUAUGACAAUCUCUGCUUUAAGAAGGGCAAAAUACGUUUUAUUACAGCGUCCCCGGCAGCUAACAGUUUUUUUAAGUCCAAAGGCAUUUCCUACUACAUACCCCUUGGCUACACAGUCAGUGCGCACAUGUGCGUUGAAUUCAUCACCAAAAAUAUUGUAAGCGUUUUUAAAAAUUUAAAUAGAAGAGACCCUUUGAAGAAAAAGGAAAAGGUCUGCACAGAUAUUUAUUUAGAAUAUCAUAAGCCGUCCUGGACCUUCCACUCCAAGGGGAUGUGGCUGAUUGAUGAUUCCUUCGAGAGGGAAGUAGUUGGCAGCAGUACCUCUGGUGAAGAUCCCCAUGUAGGCAGAAACCCCCAAAUGGAAAAUGUUCCAAAUAGUCUGUGCACUAGCGAAAAUUAUGAACAGUCAGAAAAAAAAAAAAUUCCCCUUUUGGAAU
This is a messenger RNA of Plasmodium cynomolgi strain B, 1434 nucleotides long. RefSeq names its product phosphatidylglycerophosphate synthase. Gene Ontology annotation, molecular function: CDP-diacylglycerol-glycerol-3-phosphate 3-phosphatidyltransferase activity. Gene Ontology annotation, biological process: cardiolipin biosynthetic process. Gene Ontology annotation, cellular component: mitochondrion. The record is from RefSeq and is a predicted model, not a curated record. Lineage: Eukaryota; Apicomplexa; Aconoidasida; Haemosporida; Plasmodiidae. The annotation marks the transcript as partial. The transcript has a single exon.